AUGGAGCAGUCCUCCGAUCCAGCCACAGCGGCUAUGUCUCUCGAUCGGAAAUUCGUUCAGAGAGCUAUUUGUAAGGUCGACCGUGAUAAAAUUGGGAAGAGCAUCGCCGGAGUUGGAGCGGAGGACCUGGUGCAAGCCGGACUUGCGCCGGAGGAAGUGGCGUUGCUGGAGGCAGAUAUCAAGGACGCCGUUUCUGCACUAAAGAGAGGACUAGAGGCAUUAAGUCCCACACUUGCUGUUCAAAAUAUGACACCAGAGGAAGCUUGGAGUGGUCGGAAACCCAAUGUUGAUCAUUUUAGAAUUUUUGGGUGCAUUGCCUAUGCCCGUAUUCCAGAGCAACUGAGGCGAAACCGUGACGUGGUAUUUGAUGAAGAUUGUUUCUGGCCUUGGAAUAGCAAUGUUGUUCAACAAGUUCCAGCGCCAGUUGUUGAAGAAACUGAAGAUGACGUGCCUACGGUGGAUCCUCACAAUCAACAAAAUGAAACGUCUUAUGAAUUACAAUCAAAAAUUGUGAUCUCGUUUGAAACUGCUGUGAAAGAUAUGAAGUGGCAGAAAGCCAUGGAUGAAGAAAUGGAAUCAAUUGAAAAGAAUAAUACAUGGGAGUUAACUGAGCUUCAACAAGGGCAGAAAGCAAUCGGUGUUAAAUGGCCUAUUUUCCAAUUAGAUGUGAAGUCAGCCUUCUUGCAUGGUAAUUUAGUUGAAUAUGUAUUUGUUCACCAACCCCCUGGUUAUAUUAAGGCUGGAAAUGAGGAUAAAUGUCCAUAUGAGCACACACUUUUUGUUAUGGUUGGUGAAGGGGGGAAGAUGCUCAUUGUGUGUCUAUAUGUGGAUGAUUUAGUUUAUACUGGAAAUGAUAGUGUGAUGUUUGAAAUGUUUAAGAAGUCAAUGAUGCUCAAGUUUGCUAUGUCUGACCUUAGAAUGAUGCAUUAUUUUUUGGGUAUUGAAGUGAAGCAAACUGCUACGGGCAUUUUUAUUUGUCAAAAGAAAUAUGUGAAAGAAACUUUAGAAAGGUUCGGAAUGAAGGGAUGCAAUUCUGCAAGUACACCUAUGGAGACAGGUUUGAAGUUAGUUCAUAAAGGUAGGAAUGUGGACAGUACUCUUUAUAAGCAGAUUGUAGGCAAUUUAAUGUAUCUGAUUGCAACAAGGCCCGACAUAAUGCAUGCGGGUAAGCCUCAUUAG
Ipomoea nil (Japanese morning glory) is the source of this 1179-nucleotide messenger RNA. RefSeq lists its product as uncharacterized. The coding region runs from base 1 to 1179 and encodes 392 amino acids. The record is from RefSeq and is a predicted model, not a curated record. Lineage: Eukaryota; Viridiplantae; Streptophyta; Magnoliopsida; Solanales; Convolvulaceae. The transcript has 6 exons.